AUGCAUGCCAAAGAGGCUUUAUGUGAUUCUCGUAUUAGAAUGCUUCUAUUCACACAAUUCAACUUCAGUGGUAAAGUCCUAACGGACAACCAGAAUUCAACAACAGCCUCGCCAGUUUUGAAAAAUACUCCUCACGCCAAUCAGAUGAAAAUUAGUCAUGGUUCCGAAGAAAUUAAAGAUUAUAUUCAAAAAUCAAAAGAAGGUAAAUUAUCAAGCCAAAAUACUAAUAUUCUAUUUCCUGAUAAUAAUGAAACCCAGUUAUUAGCCUUUCAUACAUCCAAUGGUGCUUUUUUAUGGUUAAAUUAA
Trichobilharzia szidati is the source of this 306-nucleotide messenger RNA. The record is from the annotation of a GenBank genome assembly. Lineage: Eukaryota; Metazoa; Platyhelminthes; Trematoda; Strigeidida; Schistosomatidae.